Molecule: messenger RNA, 1527 nt
Organism: Miscanthus lutarioriparius
Lineage: Eukaryota; Viridiplantae; Streptophyta; Magnoliopsida; Poales; Poaceae
Source: the annotation of a GenBank genome assembly
AUGGCAAGUGAACCAGCGGCGGCGGCAUCCAUCAUCUCCAACAACCCCUGCUUAUUCGCUCCUCAUCUCACCAACCACCAACAGCAGCAGCCACCGCCGUCGUCUCAUCAAGAACCGCAGCAGCAGCCGCUGCCUCUCCCUCCUCCCGCCAAGAAGAAGCGCAACCUCCCGGGCACACCAGGCAAGUAUAACCCUGACGCGGAGGUGAUCGCGCUCUCGCCGCGGACGCUGCUGGCGACGAACCGGUUCGUGUGCGAGAUCUGCGGCAAGGGGUUCCAGCGCGACCAGAACCUGCAGCUGCACCGGCGCGGCCACAACCUCCCCUGGAAGCUCCGGCAGCGCAGCGGCAAGGAGCCCCGGAAGCGCGUCUACGUGUGCCCGGAGAAGACGUGCGUCCACCACAACCCGUCCCGCGCGCUGGGCGACCUCACGGGCAUCAAGAAGCACUUCUGCCGCAAGCACGGCGAGAAGAAGUGGAAGUGCGACAAGUGCAACAAGCGCUACGCCGUGCAGUCCGACUGGAAGGCGCACGCCAAGACCUGCGGCACCAGGGAGUACCGAUGCGACUGCGGCACGCUCUUCUCCAGGAGGGACAGCUUCAUCACGCACCGCGCCUUCUGCGACGCCCUGGCCGAGGAGACGGCCAGGCUCAACGCCGCCUCCAGCGCCGCCACGUCGUACCUAUGCGCGGGCUCGCUGGCGGGUCUGCCCGCCGUGCGCCCCAACAUGAUGCUGCCACCGGCCCCGGCCGCGCACCUCAAGCCUGCUGCCCUGCCGCUCGGUCCGCAUGUCGGCGGCCUCUCGCUGUGGGGCGGGGACGCGCUGCCGUCCAUGGCGGGCCACAUUGGCGCUAGUGGUGGUAUCCUGCUGCCCGGUGCGCCAGCGGUGCCCCCGCAGCUGUACGCGGAUCUCUUCGCGCCGGCCACGGCCGCACCGCCGCAGCUGGACGUGGCGCAGCUGGGCUGGCUCUGCGGGAACAACGGCAAGCUCGCGUCGUCGAACGCCAGCGAGCUGACAAGCGUCGCCGCUUCAUCAGCCGCUGCGUCAGGGAAGCAGGACACGGACAGCGUGCCGUCCGUGUUCAGCGGGCAGCAGCACGCCAAGCCCGCGGCGCCGGCCGCCGACAUGUCCGCGACGGCGCUGCUGCAGAAGGCCGCGCAGAUGGGUGCCGUCACGUCCGGGUCCGGCAAUGCGAUGUCGAUGGCGAUGGCGGGGCCUUUGGAGCCGGCCGAUAUUGGUCAUCAUCAGUCGUCGUACGGUGGUGGAGGUCUGCUGUUUAGCGCAUCAACCCAGCAGAACGCUACUAACCUCAGGGGGUUCUGGAACAACAAAUACGCUAAUGAGCCAGCUCACGGCGGCCGCCGGGAACAUGCCGUACGACGUGCUCUCUGCCGUGCGCCAUGCCGGCCUCAAGGACGCUGCCGUCACUGUCGGGAGGGAGGAGACCAGGGAUUUCUUGGGCGUUGGCGUGCAAGCGCUGUGCUCAUCGUCGUUGAAUGGCUGGAUUUAGCUAUAGCUACUACCUAG